Molecule: messenger RNA, 3102 nt
Organism: Saprolegnia diclina VS20
Lineage: Eukaryota; Oomycota; Saprolegniomycetes; Saprolegniales; Saprolegniaceae
Product: BUB protein kinase
Exons: 10
Coding region: 1-3102 (1033 amino acids)
Biological process (GO): protein phosphorylation; meiotic sister chromatid cohesion, centromeric; mitotic spindle assembly checkpoint signaling
Molecular function (GO): ATP binding; protein kinase activity
Source: RefSeq, a predicted model, not a curated record
AUGGCAGGCCGAGGAGAUGCAUCGUUCGCAUGGGAGCUCUGCAAGGAGAACGUAGCCCCGGUCGCGCGGGGAAGGAACGUCGAGAAGCUCAACGCGCUCCUCGUCAAGGCCAACUCGGUCGAGCUCAAGGCGUCGCUGGCCGAGAUGGAGCGGUCCUAUGAAGUCAAGAUCAAGAACGCCAUGAGCCACGAGGACCCGCUCGAGACAUGGGUCGCGUACCAGAAGUGGACCGAGGAGAACUUCCCGUCCGAUACAGCCAAGAACUUUACGAUCCUCGAGCGCGCGACGCGCGCGUUCACGGCCGAUCGUCGCUACCGCAACGACGACCGGUACCUUCGGUUCUGGAUCCAAUAUAUUGACCGGGUCGACAAGCCCAUCGAGGUCUUCAAGUACCUCUACAAGAACAAGAUUGGCGACAAGCUCGCGCUCUUCUACAUUGCGUGGGCGCUCCUCCUCGAGCGCAAGGGCGACGUCAAGAACGCCGAGCUCAUUUACGCCAAGGGCCUCCAAAAAAAAGCCGAGCCGUUUGACGCGCUCGAGCGCAAGCACAGUGAAUUUGAACGGCGGGUGAGCCAAAAGUGGCUGAGCGCUGCAACGUUGCGCGAAGAAGACGAGGACGACGCGCCGCGGGGCCGCCAAGCGCUGGCCCCGACGGCGGCACCAACCAUCGUCGUCCCCGUGGUGCCCCGUCGCCAAACCCCGUCCUCUGUUGCGGCCAACGCGUCGUCGUUUGCCAUUUACUCGGAGAACGACAAGGCCCACGCCAACAGCAGCGUACUCUCGGAGAACAAGAGCAGUGCAUGGAAGGUGCUGCCAUCGGCCAAGGUGGUCAACAAGGAGAACGAACAAAAGCCGUCAAUUUGGGCGGGCGCGGGCCUCGCGCCACGGGCAGGACAUGCGUUGUCGACGGUGUACGACGAGCCGACAGCGCCGCCUGUCGAGAUUUUUGUCGACGAGAGUGCUGCGACGCGCACGUCGAGUCGCAAGCGACCGCAUGCAGGCCACGACACGGGCCGCGCACUGCGUCCGCGGCUCGACGAACGGUCGAUGACGCCCGCGGUGCUUCCGUCCAACGAUGAAAACCCGACGCAACCCACGGUGUCGACCAAGCCAGAUCCCUCGGCCCGCAAGACGACCAAGCCCGCGACCAAGCGCGACAUUCUUCGCGUCAACAUGGAAAUGCUCAAGGUGCCUGGGCAGGACGAUCUCUGCUUUGAGGAAGUGCGCGCCCAGCGAUACUGGAAGGCGAAGGCUGCCAAGGCACAGGCGGCUGUAGCGGUCCAGGCCCCGGUGGCGCCGGUGCCGACGAACAAACCUGUGCGCAACGGGUUCCUCGUCGACGAUACAGAUGACGAAGUUGUCCAACAAGCCCCCGCGCCGCAAAAGUGGCAGCCGACUGUACGUCCGACCGUGGCGCCCGGCGGUGUCUUGGCCGUGACCGGCGCCUUGCAUCCCCUCGCAGCGAUCGCAGACGACGCCAAGUACACGCAAGACGACAUGACGUUCAACACGCGCAUGGCGUACGAAGACAUUGGCAGCAUGUUUUGCAGCCCAACUAAAGCUGUCCCGGUGGUCGCGUCGCCGACGAAAGAGCAGUUGACGUCGUUCCGCAAGUCCAACUGGGUCCCGAAAACCGAAGAACCGAUCGUGCGCAAAUUGCACUUUUCGGCGUUCAAGGCCAAGCCCCACGGCCGCAACGAUGACGACGACGAGGAUGACGAUGAGAGCACGCCAGCUGUCGACGCCAACCCGGCGUUCCUCAUCUUUACAGAAGAAAAUGACAAGUCGGGGCCGGUCGUGCCGCACAAGAAGGACCCAAACCGCAAGGCGCUUGGCGAUCGCAACGACAUUGCCAAGUCGACAAAGAAGACCAACAAGGACGUGCUCGGGUUCAGUCUUUUGCCCACGACGUUGGGCGACCGCGGGGGCACCGACCACUUGGACCUGCUUGCCCCCACCAAGUUGAGCGAGGGGCGCCUCGUCGACCCGUAUGUGACCAAGCAUCGAAAAGAGAUGGUGCAGUCCCAGACGCUCGCGACGCUCCUGUGCUCGUUGGGCACCGGUGUCUACGUGUACAAGCACGUCUUUGACGCCAAGCUACCCAUUUUCAAGCAAAAGGGACCGAUCAAGUUCAAAGCACCGAUUGCUGUGCGCUUCAACCACUUUAUGGUGUGCCAUCUGACGGGCCGCCUCGGCUCGGGCUCGUUCGCGUCGGUCUACGCUGCGACGUUUCCGUCCAUCGAAGACACGGAGCUCAUGGACCACGAGGUCGCCAUGAAGCAUGAAAAAGGGGUCGAGUUUCUCCCGUGGGAGUUCUACGCGAUCCAGACGAUCCACAACCGCACUAAACCGUCGCGCUGGGCGCUCUUUCCCCGAUUGCAUCCGUUUGUGAUCCAAGUCGACCAGUUGCACGUGUACCAGAACGCAACGUUCUUGUGCCUCGAGCGCAGCUACCGGGGCACACUCCACGACCUCGUCAACACGUACGCCAAGCACGGCAAGGCGGUGCCCGAGAACCUCGCCAUGUUUUACACGCUCCAAAUGCUCCGGUCGAUCCACAUGGUGCAUGCCGCGCACUUUCUGCACGGCGACAUCAAGCCCGACAACUGGGUGCUCCUUCGCGGCAGUGCGCUCUCGACCGGCGCGGCGGCGUUCGAGACGUCGGAGCUGAGCCUCAUCGACUUUGGCCGGUCGAUCGAUCUGCACCUGUAUCCAAAAGGCACGUGCUUCAAGGGCGACUGCCACGCCAAAGGCUUCCAGUGCGUCGAGAUGCUCACAAAGCGGCCGUGGCGCCACCAAGUCGACGCGUUUGGUGUCAUCGCCACAGCCCACUUUCUGCUCUUUGGCGACUACAUCGAGCUCCACACCACGUCGUCGUCGACGUGGCGCAUCAAGCGGCAGUGGAAGCGCUACUGGCGAUCGGAUCUCUGGAGUGUCCUUUUUGAUACCGUCUUGAACGUACCGUCCUGCGAUGCACCACCCGACCUCUUGGCGCUCGCGACGACACUCGAGCAAUACUACACAGACGAUGCAUCCAAGAUCAAGGAACUCACGCAGUUGCUUCGCGCCCAAGAUCGCAUGGUGCCAAAGUCCUCCCUGUGA